Molecule: messenger RNA, 600 nt
Organism: Heterostelium album PN500
Lineage: Eukaryota; Evosea; Eumycetozoa; Acytosteliales; Acytosteliaceae
Exons: 1
Coding region: 1-600 (199 amino acids)
Biological process (GO): glutathione metabolic process
Molecular function (GO): glutathione transferase activity
Source: RefSeq, a predicted model, not a curated record
AUGUCAUUACCAACUCUCUACUAUUUUGAUGCCAAAGGUCGGGCUGAGUAUGCCAGAUUACUCUUAGCCUUUGCUGGUGUUGAUUACACUGACUCUAGAUUCCCAUACCCAGGUAUUCCCGCUGAAGUCGCCGCCAAAACAACUUUUGGUCAAGUUCCUCAUUACACAGAUGGUGAUAUUGAAUUGUCUCAAUCAUUGGCCAUUGAAUUGUAUUUGGCUAGAAAGCAUGGUUUAUUAGGAUCGAAUGCCGUUGAUGAGGCCAAAAUUAUCAGUUAUGCAUUAUCCACUGGAGAUAUCUUCCAAGCUUUCCUCAUGGCACAACAAGGUGGACCAGAAGCAAUGGAGAAAUACAAAAAUGAAAUCGCUCCACGCUACUAUCGAGUUUGGGAAAAGAUUCUCAGAGAGAAUGGUUGUAAGCAUAUCUAUGGUAAAAGCAUCACCUAUGCUGAUAUUGUUAUCUUUGGCUCCAUCGAUUAUGUACUCUCAAUGGAUUCUAAUAGAUUCGAAAAAUUCCCAUCUUGUCUUGAAUUCCAUCGUCAUAUGCUUGAAGUUCCUGCAAUUAAAAAAUAUUUAGCAAGCAGAAAAGUAACUCCAUUCUAA